CGGACCCCCUCGUCUCUUCGGGGAACGGGCUUCUUUCAGGGCAGAGGUGUCGCCGCGAGCUACUGCGCAUGCUGAGAAGUCUGCGCAUGCUCAGUAACAGUUUAGGGCGCAAGAUCCGAACUGACUUGACUCAGCCCAUGGUAACCCCGCACCCGCCACUGCCCCAGCAGGCCCCGGUGCGGACACCAGCUGCCUCGCGCCCGCGAGUAGCCGCUAAGCGGGGCGCUGCUGCUGCUGCUGCUUCCCCCGCCCCGAGCUGUAGGGCCGCGCCCCCGCCUUCGCCUCCGACGGCUGGAAACCUGUUGUUUGGACGCUGAACUAUGACAUCAUGGCAAGAUUUCACAGAAGAACGUGCAUUAUUUUGUUGCUUUUUAUUUUAUUCAUUUGCUCCAUGAUGAUGGCUUUGAAGACUCUGAGACCUGACAGAGCUGGUUUUGGGGAUCCAUUUGGACUUGGUCUCCUACCGGAACUUCAACAACAGACAACACUCUUAGAAAAUAAACACAGUCCCCUAACUGCUGCCAAGGGGGAUAGUGUAACACACACCAAUAAUUUGCACAGUGUUGCAUUGAAUAGCAUUAAAACAUCUAUGGCCUCUGUAAGAAAGUUGGAAGAGGAAUUGCCUUCCCCUAAUUAUAACUUUCAUGUGUUCUACUACAGCUGGUUUGGGAAUCCACAGUAUGAUGGUAAAUAUAUUCACUGGAACCAUCCACUGGUGCCACAUUGGGAUUCCAAAAUUGCAAACAAUUACCCAAAGGGAAGACACAAUCCUCCAGAUGAUAUUGCGUCCAGUUUUUACCCUGAACUUGGAACUUACAGCUCUAAAGACCCUUCUGUCAUAGAAGCCCACAUGCAACAAAUGCGUUCAGCCUCUGUUGGUGUCAUAGCCCUUUCUUGGUACCCACCUGGUAUGGCUGACGAAAAUGGGGAACCUAGUGAAGAUUUGGUGCCUGUUAUUUUGGAUAAUGCACACAAAUACAGUCUAAAGGUCACUUUUCAUAUUGAGCCAUAUAAAGAUCGAGAUGAUCGCAGUAUGUACAGCAAUGUGAAGUACAUUGUAGACAAAUAUGGAGGCCAUCCAGCUUUUUACAGGCAUAAGACCAGCACAGGCAGAACCCUCCCCAUGUUUUAUGUUUAUGAUUCUUAUGUAACAAUCCCUGAAAUAUGGGCAAAUCUAUUAACUGUUUCUGGAUCCCAGAGCAUUCGCAAUACUCCGUAUGAUGGAUUAUUCAUUGCACUUCUAGUGGAAGAAAAACAUAAACAUGAAAUCCACAGAAGUGGUUUUGAUGGAAUUUAUACAUACUUUGCCACCAAUGGUUUUUCUUAUGGCUCAUCUCAUCACAAUUGGCCAAGUCUAAAAGCCUUUUGUGACAGCAGCAACUUAAUGUUCAUUCCAAGUGUGGGACCAGGAUACAUUGACACCAGCAUCCGACCAUGGAAUAACCACAACACCCGCAACCGUGUUAAUGGGAAGUAUUAUGAGACUGCUUUCAGUGCAGCACUUUUGGUGCGACCAGAAAUUAUUUCCAUCACCUCUUUCAAUGAAUGGCAUGAAGGGACUCAGAUUGAAAAAGCUGUUCCUAAGAAAACUGGACAGGUAACUUACCUGGAUUACAAGCCUCAUAAACCAACUAUGUAUCUGGAGCUCACUCGCAAGUGGUCUGAGAAAUACAAUAAGGAAAAAGAACAAUGGCUUUUGUGAGGUGCCACUGCUCCUGUUUGUAAAUACAUUCAGUCCAUCUCAGAGGUGGAAAUGACACUUGGAAUUCUAAUUCAGCCAGUCAAGAUGGCUUUUAUCAUAAAUAUACUUUAAAAAAACCCAAAACCUUUGAAUGUAGUAUGCGCUAUUACUGUACCUGUUAGAAUUAAUUUUGACUCCUUUUAGGGGCCAAAAUAAUAGUGAGCAAUAUUGCAUCUCUAGGCUAUUUUAAUUGGAGACUAUUUUGUGAAAUGUUAGAUGCUUUUUAUUCAUAAUCUGUAUGUAAAGCUUACAGAAACUCUAUCUGGAAUAAUUCAGAGGUGACUCAAGUAGAGUGAGACAGAAUUUAGCAUAUUUACAUUUAUUACCUUUAGCUAUAUAGCCGUGUUUCAGAGUUGAAUACUACUGUGAUUAGAAUUUUGUCUCGAUAGUUCCUCAGAGGAUAAAUAUUUGUGGUGCAUGAAAUAACGUAGCAAUUGUUAUAUCAUUUGUACACCUUGUAGCAGGCGGAGAGUUUACUUUAACAUUUGACUUGUGGUACAAACACUAAGACUGGUGUGAAAUUGUUUUGAAACUUACAACUUUUGGUUUCAAAAAUUGAUGAAAGGUUGUUUAACUCCAGAUUAGUCUUGUAUUUAGAUUUUGCAUUCUGUAGUUUUUUGUAACUAUGGAAUGUCAACAAAAUGCAUUGAGAUCUUCUAACUAGAUUAAAAUUAAAGAAGGAAUAACAGUAACUAAAAUGAGGGGGGAAAGUAUCUGAGUGAUGAAAUUGCUCAAAAUAAGAAAAAUCGGUUUCUUAAACAAGAUUUUCUUUAAUGUUUACCAGGGAUAGACCUUUUUUUAUUACUUAUUGCAGACCUAGAUCCAGUGUUUGGAGGGGAAAAAAUGAAAAGAUUACAAGUCACAUAAGUAUUUACUAGUCCUACAAUUGAUUCAUUUUCUAGAGCAGUCUUUGUUACAUGAUUUUAGCAGCACAUAGUCUUUGACCACUAGAAUGAAUUUGUCUGUUAACUUGAAAGCUAAGAUUUCAAAUGGUUUCAGACAGUUCAUUGAUUUCCUGCAGUACUAAAGGUAGCAGCUACCAAAAUCAUGUCAGAAUUCAGGUGAGGAGAAAAUACAGCAAGAUAGUAAUUGAGUGAUGUUCUUAUUGCAUUUCAUAACGUGCCAUUGCUAGAAAUGAGUGCUUAAUACUGUUUGAAAGCUGAGAUUCUCAGGUUUCAAUUAUUAUAAAUCAUUCCUUUCUAGGCCUGGUUGUUUCUGAGACACCACUCAACAAUGGUCUAUGUCUAGCAAUGCUUUUUUGGCACUUACCCUGUUCUGAAUAGAGCAAAUCCCCAAACUUGGACCACUAUGGGUUUCACUAUUUGGUUUCAUAGUUGUGGUGAAUUUGAGAGUACUUUGGCAAGUAUUUAAUCUGUAGCAUAGUAUAAUUGCUUUUAUUUUAUUUUAUUUUAACUUACUUUAGGCCCUGAUCCUGCAUUGUGAUUCACAUGUAAACUUCCCAUUGGAGUACCAUUGACUUAAUAGAAUUUUGUGCAGGCAUAGUAAUCUGCCCAUGCAGUUGCAAUGCAGGAUUGAAAAAGUGAAACAUUUUUUUUCCCCCUGAAACAUGUUUAAAUUUAAUCUUAAUGACAUGAUGUUGCUGAUAUUUGUUAGUGACUUCUUAAUGUGAAAGAAGGAAGGGUUUAUCUGAAACUUGUCUCCAUAGAUUAAAGACAGUUUUUUCACCAAACUUAUGCAUGGAAACUGUCUGAAAUUCUUUAACUGUUUUAUACAUCCAGGCUGGCAAAUUGUAUGUAAGAUUUCUCUUCAAAUUAUUUAAAUGGUUCUAUUAGUAAGCCCCCAAACAUCAUAGGCACGGAAAUUCCAACUUAUAUGUUAAUCUUAGUUAAAAAUAGGACCAUAUUCUCAGCUACAGCCAAGGAGUGUGGGGUGUAGCUUACAAAAGGGGCUGCGGAGGAGCCAUUUGUGGUUCCCAAUGGUGGGAUCAGUUCUGCUCUCGUUGCGUCCCUAGUGUAGUUUAGAGCAGCCUCGAGAGAGAGAGUGUGUGUGUGUGUGUGUGUGUGUAAGUAAAUAAAAGGAGGCGGGGGCUGGGGGGAGGAGAGAGAAUAGAGCAUUACCCUGCAUCUUGUGUAAUCACUUGUAUCAGGGCAGAGUGAAUGUAAAAUUCUACUAAAUCAUAACAAAUGCCCUGGUGUGACUACACAAAAUACAGAAUAGAGAGAAUCUGACCCAAAGUGUGAUAAGCAAUAAUCUUGGAUCCUAUCCUGCAUUCCAUGCAUACCCAUUGAAGAUAAAUUUGGGUAUGCAAGAAAUGCAGGAUUGUUUCCUUUUUUUGUAUUGAGAAGUGAGGAGUAGCUUGGUGCCUUCAACGUGCCUGAGAAAUGCCUAUCUUGACUAAGGGCUUGUCUACACUAGAAGCACUACAGUAAUGCAGCUGUGCCACUGCAGCGUGUCUAGUGAUGAUAUUCUGUGCUGACGGGAGAGAGCUCUCCUCUUAGCAUAAUAAAACCACUUCUGCAAGAAGGUCUCCCACCAACAUGGUGCUGUCCACACAGCACUUAUGUCAGUAUAACUUAUGUCGCUCAGAGCCGUGGCUUAUUCACACACCUGAGCGACAUAAAUUAUGCCAACAUAAGCUUUAGUGUAGACCUACCCUAAUACGUAGUCUGGGAUGUUACAGUGCACCUUCAAUAUGUUGUAUUCUGUUAAAUGGUAUCUUCUAAAUAUUUUGCACUGUCAGACUUCAUUUCUAAGGAUCUCAAAAAUCUUUUUCAAAGCAGGUAAGUAGUAUUUUUAAUUUUCAGAUGGAUAAACUGAGCUAUAGAUGAUUUAGUGACCUGACCACAGUUACACAGUGAAUCAGUGACCGUGUAGGACAUAGAGCAGGUAUCAAUUCUUUACCCCCGUUCUAACCACUCUCAUACAGCCUCUUAAGGAAACUAAUGUAUGCACUUUUAGUAUCAGUUCCUUAAAUAGCUAUACCUAUUUAUUUAUUUGUUUAAAUUUGUUACUUUUUCUUUAAAGUAUUUACAAGCCUCAGAGUGCACAAUU
Messenger RNA from Mauremys mutica (yellowpond turtle), 4753 nucleotides. It is a transcript of the gene MANEA, whose product is annotated as mannosidase endo-alpha. The transcript has 5 exons. Gene Ontology annotation, molecular function: alpha-mannosidase activity. The record is from RefSeq and is a predicted model, not a curated record. NCBI's taxonomy places the organism in Eukaryota, Metazoa, Chordata, Testudines, Geoemydidae. Gene Ontology annotation, cellular component: Golgi apparatus. Bases 329 to 1702 code for a protein of 457 amino acids.